Molecule: messenger RNA, 2213 nt
Organism: Salmo salar (Atlantic salmon)
Lineage: Eukaryota; Metazoa; Chordata; Actinopteri; Salmoniformes; Salmonidae
Source: RefSeq, a predicted model, not a curated record
GUAAGAUUAGUAUUAAUUGUGCAUGGUCCCUUUUAAAUAAACCUAAUACAUAAAUAAAAUAAACUCAUGGGGUUACUUAUUCGAACAAUCAAUGGACAUUUGGAGACGAAUAAGCGGGAGGACCGCUGUCAAUCAAGGGUCAGCGCUAUCCGGGAUCCUUGGGACAUACCCCAUCGAAGUUGACAUUUUAAAGGUUUACGGUCAGGGUUAGGUUAUGGUUAAGGUUAGGGUAGGAGUUAAGGUUAGGGUUUAGGGUGGAGAUUGCACUGCCCGUCAAUCAAGUAGUCCAGAACGCGCAGAGAGCCGAUUAUGACGUGGCCUGGGCUCCUUCUACGCAACAAUGUAAAUAACGGCGUAAUUGCAGUUUUCAACACAGUGGCUCAUUUGCAAAGUUUCACUUGCUCUUGCAACAUCUGAUUUUACAGACUGCGAAGAUUACUGUAGCCUAUGAUUGCAAGACUCCGUCAUGCCUAGGAGAAGCGCGAGGCUAGUAACCGGAGGGUACUAUAACCAGUCCUCCGAUGACGAGUCUUCCUCCAGCAUCUCCUACAGGGAGAGCCCCGUCAGGGUUUUCAAUAAGAAGAGAACUGGGGGACAUAAGGAUUCUUCCCGAUCCAGUCAGGCCAGCAGCACUGUCAGUGCCACCAACUUCACCAAUGAGCGAAACAUCAAUGCUGAUGACAUUGACUUGGCUCCGACAUUGAGGGCCACCCAGAGAAGGCAGACCUUCCUGUCUCCUCCUAGUGUGGCCCCCAGUGUGGCCCUGGAGCCCAGCCUGAGCUUCUCGAGCAUGAGCUACAGCUCUGGCUACUGCUCUGAAGAGCCACAAAGGCGUAGGACAUGCUCCAGCAGGAGCUUCUCUAGUGGCAUUGGCACAAGGACCGGUGCUAGCUGCACCCGUUCAUGGUUGCCUUCCUGGUUGCCUUCCUGGUUUGCCAUCCUGCUCUUCCUCCUCACCUUUCUUCUGACCUUCGCAGUAUUCCUGUUUUCGACUGCAUUCCCCACCAUGAACCUUAAUCUGAUGACCCAACCGACUCAACCUGACCUGACUCAAAAGACUACGCAUGGAACUCCUAUCAUGAAUUCAGCUUUCGAAAUGCAAAUGGAUACUAUACUGAGAGAGAUUGAAAUUAUGAAACAGAAAGAAAACCAGCAAAGGGACAUUUCCGAGAUGUUACAAAGAAUGACUAAGGACCUGAGGUGUGUGAAGACCGAGAUUGAUGACAUGAGAGUGAGGGUGGACAGUGUGGACUUUGAGAGUGUGAGCUUUGAUCGUCGCCUGGAUCAGGAAGCUACAGAGUUCAGCAAGCAGGUGGCUGAUCUACAAGAACACCUAAUCUUUACCAGAGGAAGAGUUGGAGCCCUGGAGGAUGUCAGCGACACGCUGCAGCAUCAGGUGACCUCUAUAAAGAACCAGCCUCCUCCCGCUCUGACACCAACCAACACACACCUGACCCCUGAGUUCAAAGAGGCCAUGGGCAAAUGGCUCAGAGAUAGAUUGGCCCAGGAUGAGAGACAGGAUGUGAAACAGGUGGUGAAAGACUGCAGUCGUCCACUGGCUGACAAAAUGCCCAACUUCGCCCUCGAGUCCCAAGGUGGCAGCAUUGUAACUAGUCGGUGCUCUGAGACAUAUAAGACCGGUUCGGCCCGAGUGAGUUUCCUGGGGAUUCCCCUGUGGUUUCCAUCAGAGAGCCCCCGGACUGUAAUUCAGGGCCAGCUGGUGCAGCCUGGUAAGUGUUGGCCUUUCCACGGGGCCCAGGGCACCAUGACUGUGGCUCUGUCUCACCCUGUCCACGUCACCUACGUUACCAUGGAGCACAUCUCCACCGCCGUCUCUCUCACCGGACACAUAGACAGCGCUCCUAAGGACUUUGCCGUCUACGGCAUGACUACUGACAGUGAAGAGGGAACCCUGCUCGGGACUUUCAUGUUUAACCAGGCUGGGGAUCCAAUCCAGACAUUUAAACUGCCUAACCCUAACAGUGUGUAUCGCUAUGUGGAGCUCCGUAUCCUCAGCAACUGGGGUCACCAGGACUACACAUGUGUGUAUCGCUUCCGGGUUCACGGCAAGAUGCCUUCUGCGUGAGACAGAUCCGCUGUCCACCUCAACACCAGUGUGUCAUCCAAACCUAUAAUAUCUUAUUUUCCAUACUGGAGUGUAUAUUUUGCCUCUAGCAAAUAUGUCAAUCUAAAUAAAAUCUCUAUUUGGUCGA